Messenger RNA from Pocillopora damicornis (cauliflower coral), 828 nucleotides. RefSeq lists its product as uncharacterized. The record is from RefSeq and is a predicted model, not a curated record. Lineage: Eukaryota; Metazoa; Cnidaria; Anthozoa; Scleractinia; Pocilloporidae.
ACAAGAAGCCCUACUGCACUUGUUGAUGGACGAUCAACACUGGGUCCAAGAAUUGCAAGAAAAAGGAGGUAUGAGACCAUUGAAGCUGCUGCCAGAAUUCAUGGAAGCACAAAUGAACAUUCUUCAGCCACUUUAGAGGGAUUGUUCUACACUUUGCAGAAAAGAUGCAAAUUGGAUACUCUCACAAAUUAUGUGACAGGGAACAAGCAGUUGACUAAUAGAGUAGUUUCUAAAGAGUAUAAGAAAAAAGUUUUAAAAUUUGAAAAGUCAGAUGACAACAUUGUACGAAGUAUUGCAACAUAUUAUGCAAGUGGUGUAAUGGGCAAAAGAAAGUACAAAAGUGUUAGACUGGUGCUUUCGAUGAAAUCAAAUGAAAGUAAACCAGGGAAAAGAACAAGCAUUUCAAUUUGUAAAGGCUGUAAGGUACCAAAGCUUUUCACUUAUAGUAACCUUGUGGAAAAGUUAAAAAAGAUUGAUAUUGGAACUGUUCAUGAAAUUAACCCAGACUAUCUAGAGGGCUUAAAAACUGAAAACUCAGUGAAUGGUGUAUAUAGAGACUUAAGACAAUACCUUCCAAUGCUUGCCAAAUUUUAUCUCUCUAAGAAUAUAAAAGAAAGCUUGAAAGGCUUUACAGAAUCAACAGGCACUUUUCAAAUUGCUCUUGGUGGUGACGGAUGCCCAUUUGGCAAGAAUGAGAGCAUAUGUUCUUUUUUGGUCAGUUUCCUCAAUUUUGGAAGAAGGGUGGCAUCAAGUUAUAACUUUCUAAUUUUUAGUGCCAACUGUGAUGAAAGCUCUCCUGUUACAAAGAAAUAUGUGAGGUCAUUAUGG